AGGCCAAGGGUGGGCCCGGCCGUUGCUGCGGACUCUGGGCCCGGGGCCUUCCGUCCCGAAGCGGGAGUCGGGGGCGGGGCCGGGGUGCCGUUGUCUGCGGGAGGAAGAGGGAGGAGACGGGAAGCCUGACAGCGGCCGCCUCCACCGGGCUUCUGCCGCCGCCUCCCCUGAGACUGCCGCCAACUCGGCUGUUGAGUUCCUGGGCCCACUGCUGGCAGCUGGGUCUCGGCCUUGCCCGGCUAGCGGGGUCAGAGCGGUGGGCGGCAGCCGUGUUGGGCUUGGCGCGGGAGGAGGGAAGUCUAGACGCCAGGAACGUCCCGCGCUGGGCCUCUCUCCCACCCUCGCCGAACCCCGGGGCCUGGGGAGCGCGAGGAGGUGCAAAGCGGGGCCGACAACCAAGAAGGAACUGGGAGGGGAAGUGUUGGGUUAACGUUGAGAUCGGGUUUGUGGUGUGGAGUUACCUGAAGAGCGAUUUUAGAGUCACCUGCGUGGUGGCUGUUGUUGACGUGCUUGUUCGUCUUUUCAUCCGCCCUUUUUUCUUUUCCCCUCCCCCUUUUUUUCUUUCCAUUUGUUUUCCGCAUUUUAGAGUAAAGGCAUGACUUCCCAGCACGGCAGGGAAGAUAGGGUGCAAGCCCAGAAACUAUUUCCCCACCACCACUUGUUGAAAAACUGAUUCGAAGGCAUCUCCGGGUUUGAACAAACAGAAAGUUUCAGGAUUUGAUGAAUCUCUGGUUUUGCACUGGAGACUUUUCACUACUGAAUAUCAAGACGAAAAAACUGGAAACUAAUCGGAAUCUUAUCCAAAGUCAGAAUGGAACGAUUUGUGGUAACAGCACCACCUGCUAGAAACCGUUCUAAGACUGCAUUGUAUGUGACGCCCCUGGAUCGAGUCUCUGAGUUUGGAGGUGAGCUUCACGAAGAUGGAGGAAAACUCUUCUGCACUUCUUGCAAUGUGGUUCUGAAUCAUGUGCGCAAGUCUGCCAUUAGUGACCACCUCAAGUCAAAGACUCAUACCAAGAGGAAGGCAGAAUUUGAAGAGCAGAAUGUGAGAAAGAAGCAGAGGCCCCUAACUGCAUCUCUUCAGUGCAACAGUACUGCACAAACGGAGAAAGUCAGUGUUAUCCAGGACUUUGUGAAAAUGUGUCUGGAAGCCAACAUCCCACUUGAGAAGGCUGAUCACCCAGCAGUCCGUGCUUUCCUGUCUCGCCAUGUGAAGAAUGGAGGCUCCAUACCUAAAUCAGACCAGCUGCGGAGAGCCUAUCUUCCUGAUGGAUAUGAGAAUGAAAAUCAGCUCCUCAACUCACAAGAUUGUUGACAAGGAGGUUACCACCAUUGUGAUCAAGAUAAAUAAUGUGGAGUAUUAAAGUUACGUGUUGAUUGUGUGGUUCA
This is a messenger RNA of Otolemur garnettii (small-eared galago), 1389 nucleotides long. It is a transcript of the gene CGGBP1, whose product is annotated as CGG triplet repeat binding protein 1. Gene Ontology annotation, cellular component: nucleus. The transcript has 2 exons. NCBI's taxonomy places the organism in Eukaryota, Metazoa, Chordata, Mammalia, Primates, Galagidae. Gene Ontology annotation, biological process: regulation of transcription by RNA polymerase II. Bases 812 to 1315 code for a protein of 167 amino acids. Gene Ontology annotation, molecular function: double-stranded DNA binding. The record is from RefSeq and is a predicted model, not a curated record.